Myripristis murdjan (pinecone soldierfish) is the source of this 1501-nucleotide messenger RNA. Its product is annotated as trace amine-associated receptor 13c-like. The transcript has 2 exons. Gene Ontology annotation, molecular function: trace-amine receptor activity. The record is from RefSeq and is a predicted model, not a curated record. Bases 1 to 981 code for a protein of 326 amino acids. NCBI's taxonomy places the organism in Eukaryota, Metazoa, Chordata, Actinopteri, Holocentriformes, Holocentridae. Gene Ontology annotation, biological process: G protein-coupled receptor signaling pathway. Gene Ontology annotation, cellular component: membrane.
AUGGAGACCCUGGAAGGAGCUGAACUCUGCUUUCCACACCUCCUCAACACCUCCUGCAGGAAGAACACACAUCCUCAAUCCUGGGUCAUGAUCAUCUACAUCCUGCUGUCCUCCAUGUCUCUGCUCACUGUGGCUCUCAACCUGCUGGUCAUCAUCUCCAUCUCCCACUACAGGCAGCUGCACACCCCCACCAACCUCCUCCUCCUCUCCCUGGCUAUGUCAGACCUCCUUGUGGGAAUCUUGUUGCUGUUUGAAAUCCUGCGUAUAAGGCCCUGCUGGUUUCUGGGUGAUUUAAUGUGUGCUUUGUAUCCCAUUGUGUUGUUUAUCAUUACCUCCUCCUCAAUAGGAAACAUGGUGCUCAUAUCAGUCGACCGCUAUGUGGCUAUUUGUGACCCUCUGUGUUAUCCCACCAAAGUCACUCUGAGGAGAGUUAAAAUCUCUGUUUGUCUGUGGUGGAUCUGCUCUGUUUUGUACAGCAGUCUGGUUCUGAGUGAUACCCUGAAGCAACCAGGCAGGUCUAAUUCCUGCCAGGGAGAGUGUGUGAUUGUCAUUAAUUCUAUCACAGGAGCUGUUGACUUUAUUUUAAACUUUAUUAUCCCUAUUACUGUAAUCAUAGUUCUGUAUAUGAGAGUGUUUGUGGUGGCUGUGUCUCAGGCUCGUGCCAUGAGAUCCCACAUUGUGUCUGUCACUCUGCAGCCUUCAGGGACUGGAACUGCUAAGAAAUCGGAGCUGAAAGCAGCCAGGACUCUCGGUGUUGUCGUAGUUGUGUUUCUAAUGUGCUUCUUUCCAUUUUACAUCAUCUCUCUGGCAGGUCAAGUCUCUGUCUCAUCUACAGCUGCUGUGACCUAUGUGUUCUAUUUAAACUCUUGUCUAAACCCUGUGAUCUAUGCCUUUUUCUACCCCUGGUUUAGGAAAGCUGUUAAACACAUAGUUUCAUUUCAAAUCCUAAAGCCCAACUCCCGUGGGACCAAACUGCUGUAGAGAGAGAGGCUGUGGAGACUUUUUAUAUGACGGAGGAAACAUCAAAAUGUUCUUUUUUUUGAUGAGUCAAUGGACUGAACUGAAAAAGCCUGAACAAGUCUGGAAAAAUAAGCGGACAUGCUGUGGUUCUUAUGUUUAAGAUAUGAGUCAAUAUUGUAAAAUAUUCACCAUCAGAGCAUCUCUGUUUCCCACUGCUGUUUAUUCUCAGCCUCAGUGACAGAAGCAGCUAUUCUUACAUAUUCUGGCCUUUAGCUGACUGCUUCACUGUGUUGCUCAAAGGCACUUUGACAGGUGAUGCUUCUUUUAUACAGUCAUCAAUCUUUCUGUCUGACAAAGUCUCCAUUUAGACCUUAGACUGGACUACAUGCACAUCAUGUCCAGCUGUUUUAGCUCAGGCUGUUUAUUCUCAGCUUAGUUUUACUUUAUGUCUAGUUCAGGUUUUAGUUUAGUUUUUAUUAGUUCCACUGUCAGUUUUAGUCUUUUCUCCCUGUUUAAGGUAUUUGUCAGGGGUGAGUUUCAA